CAGUUCAUGAACACUAGACUAAACACGAAAUUUUUAUGAACGAGUUACCUAAGAACUGAAGCAUGGCCUCCAGAGUUGGUAACCUACUGCAAAAAGUAAAACCAACACUCCCCGAGAAAUGGAAAGGUGGAAAAAUAGAGAAAAUUGGCAGUUUUCUUUAUAACAUCUUCAAUGACUACAAAGUAGUUGCUGUAGAGACCAUUCAGGACUGCAAAGACCGACCCCUGAAAGCCUCCGUGUACAUUUCAUUAUUGUCGUUUAUUGGACUUCUAUACAAGACAAACCCUACUGAGAGAGAUUUUCGGCAGGAACUGAUAGAGGAUGCACAGGAAAUGCUACUGAUCGGCGAACCCAUUCGAAAUGUGAACACUGACAGAUAUCUCUGUUCUCUGUUGGAAGCAAAGCGGGAUGGACGUUUACGAUAUCAGAGCCUCUUGUUCUUCUCGAUAGUUUAUUUUGACAAUGCAUCACAUGAGGCUGAUUUGUUUGAAGCAAGAUGUAAACUUGUUAAACCACACUGGAAAGAUUUCUACAAAAGUAUAGUGGAGGUUGGAAUAUUAAGUCGGUUUGUGAAUUUACGGAAGGCUAUGAUUGACUAUGAUGUUAAUCCCGAGGAGUGGAAUGAAUGUGGAAUGCCUGUUAAUCCCCUACAAUUAUCACAAUUAAAAUGAUUUAUUUCAUUUAAACAUGUUUUUUUAAAAGGUCUCCUAUGUCUUGGUCACUAUUUUAAUCGGUUUGUCAUUGUACAUCCAUCAACAUUAAAACAUUUUUUACUA
Molecule: messenger RNA, 776 nt
Organism: Ostrea edulis (European flat oyster)
Lineage: Eukaryota; Metazoa; Mollusca; Bivalvia; Ostreida; Ostreidae
Product: mitochondrial import inner membrane translocase subunit Tim29-like
Exons: 2
Coding region: 63-671 (202 amino acids)
Biological process (GO): protein insertion into mitochondrial inner membrane
Cellular component (GO): TIM22 mitochondrial import inner membrane insertion complex
Source: RefSeq, a predicted model, not a curated record